Messenger RNA from Dictyostelium purpureum, 1623 nucleotides. RefSeq lists its product as uncharacterized. The transcript is spliced from 2 exons. The record is from RefSeq and is a predicted model, not a curated record. The coding region runs from base 1 to 1623 and encodes 540 amino acids. NCBI's taxonomy places the organism in Eukaryota, Evosea, Eumycetozoa, Dictyosteliales, Dictyosteliaceae.
AUGAUUAAAAUUUUAAAAUUUAAAAAUAGUUUAAAUAUAAAUAAAUUUUAUAGAUUUUAUAGUAGUGGUGGUACAGCACAAUCAACACAAUCAUUUUUAUUAAAUAAACAACAAAAUGUAAAUAGUAAACUCUCAUUUAAAACUUUAGAAAAUAAUGGUAUAUUGCCAUUAUCACUAAGCACUAUUGCAAUCGAUAGUGAUAAUUAUUCAUUAUAUGAUAAUGAACACAAGGCUAUUUUAAUUAAAUCAAUUAAAAAUGGAUGUAAUGUUAUAAAAUCAACAAACGAAUCAAAACUACUACAAAAUGUUUUAUCAGAUUUAUUAGAUAAUAAUGAAAUUAAAAGAUCAGAAUUAGUGUAUAUAAAAAAAUCAAAACCAUUAAAAACAUCAUUACCACCAAACUUUACAGAUAGCUCAGUUUUAUUAGAACCUUUGUCAGUCAGUUCAAUCGACUUACAAAUAAAAAAAGCUUUUCAAGAUAUAUCUUUGGAAACAAUCGAUAUUUUUAUAUUGGACCUAAACAACAUUAUGAAAAUCGUUAAGCAACAAGAAGGCAAUGUCAACAUUUAUAAAAUAUUACAAGAUGAAAUUUUCCCACAUUUGCAAAGUUUAGUAUCAAAAGGUAAAAUUCAAUCAUAUGGUAUCUCAUCAAAUGAUUUUAGCGAUAGUGAUGGUACAGGAUUAUCAGCCGAAAAACUAGUUGAAAUUAAAAAUAAUAAUAAUCUCAGCCACUUUUUGUUUAUUGAAUAUCCAUUUAAUCUUUAUCAAAACCAAGCAAUUGUAAAUAAAAUAUAUAAAAGCAAAACUACCUCAGAACCUUUAAACCUGUACGAAUAUUUAAAAGAGAAUCAAAUCUCAACCAUCAAUAACUCACCAAACUCAUUCAUAGAAUCCAUCAACAACAGUAUUUGCAGAUUCGAAAUGGUACCAAAUCACAGCGACCAAGAUAUUCAAACCCAAUUAAAAGAGGCAUUCAAUAUAGCAAUUCAUUUAGAAAGCAACAACCCAAUUUUUAAAGAUUCAGUAUUACAACAAACAUUAUUGCAAGAUAAAAGCUUAAUUGGUUCAUUACAAUGGGCACAUAAUUUAGUUUAUGAAAGUGGCAGAAACAAAGUUUUAUCUAAUCUAUGGUUGUGGAAACCAAUAUUAUCGACCAAAAUUCACCCAACUGUUACUGAAGCUAUAUUAUCAGUGUUUGGUAACCACGUUGUAAAUACAUGGGGUGGCAACUACCGUAAAGCUAUAGAGCAAUUAUUUUCAAUUUACACCAAAUCUUUAGAAUUACAAACUUACCAGCAACAAUCAGAUAUGAAUAUGUUAUUCAACUCUUUAUUAAAUAACAACGAAUUUAAACAAUUUUCAAACGACCCAAAUCACCAAAAAUUAUCAAUGUUACAAAAAAGCACUUUACUCAGUUCUAUUGGAUCCGAUAUUUUAUUGGAAUCACCAACUUCAACCAACAAUUUAAAAUCGAUCCAAUCCGAUAUUCAAAUUAAUAAUAACCCAAAUGACAAAAAUUCAAUUUUACCAAUUUUUAUAAAUUUAUCAAAACACUUAAUUAAAUUAAUCAAUGAAAAAAAUACCAAUAUUAAUUUAAAUGAAAAUAAAAUAAUUGAAAAUUAA